AUGAACGCCGCGCAGGUGCUGGACGACGAGGUCCCGGCGGCGUACAGGCGUCUCGUGCAGCCGCACGUCGAGUCGUUCAAUUACUUUCUGCGGGAGGGGCUGAGCAGCGUGGUGGAGGGGGUGCGGCCGGUGGAGAUCCGGCACCCUGUGACCCAAAAGAUUCACAGCUUCUGGUUUGGAAACCCCAUCAUCGGCCAGCCCAUCAAGACCGAAGCAACAGUUGGCAAAGAACAGCGGCUGUUUCCAAGGGAAUGCAGGCAGUCGAAAAAAUCAUAUGUGGCGGCAUUAAACGUGGAUUUUAUGUAUGGAGUGCAAGGGGCUGAGCCACGCAGGCUGCACAUAUGUUUAGGCCAACUUCCAGUCAUGGUUGGCAGCACAGCAUGCAAUCUUCGUGGCAUGUCGAAAUCUCAGCUGGUGAGACUACAGGAAGAGGCCAACGAUGCCGGUGGCUAUUUUGUAGUUGGAGGGCUGGAAAAGAUCGUUAGGAUGUUAGUAAUGCAGCGUCGGCACUACAUAAUGGCACUGGAGCGCAGUUCGUUUCUAAAACGAGGUGCCGGCUACACCAACAAAGCCACAUUGAUAAGGUGUGUUCGUGAAGAUGAGUAUGGCAGCACCAUCACAUGCUAUUAUCUGGAAGACGGUACUGUAAAUGUGGGAGUAGUGGUGCGAGGGAUCGAGUUUUUUAUCCCUGCAGGCAUAUUGCUCAAGUGCUUUAUGGAGGUGUCCGACAAAGAACUGUACGCCCAGAUCGCUUCUGCAGAUCUCGAUGACAAGGAUGGUGACAGUGGUGUCAGGGCCCAUGGCCAUUCCACUUUUGUUGCUGACAGGACGGAAAUGCUGUUGAGACAGGCUGCAAGAGCUGGGCUGUUGACAAGGUCACAGUGUGUGGGGCACAUCGGCAGCCAUUUCCGCAGCAGCAUGGGGUUGCCCGAAUGGUACACAGACCAUGAGGCGGGACUUCUGUUCCUUGAGGAUUACAUGUUUGUGCACCUUGACAAUGGAGAGGACAAGAUGAACCUCCUCAUACUUAUGAUUCAGAAGCUCUAUGCACUUGUGCAUGGAGACUGCUGCGUGGACAACGGCGACGCCUUGUCCUCUCAGGAGGCCCUGCUCCCUGGGCAUUUCUUCAUGAAGGUCAUGCGAGAGCUGCUAAUAAACUGGCUGGAAUUCUUCCGAACGAAAGUGCAGCGAGACAUUGAGAAGAAUCCAGAGGGCGUGGACCUCACGGAUGCUGUUAGCCUGAAAAAGAUUACUUGGAAGAUAUUUGACGUCGGAAAGAGGGUUGACAACAUUUUGAAGGUUGGCACUUUCGUACCAAAGUCUUUCCGAGACCUGGGCCAGAUCACUGGCUUCACGGUUAUGGCGGAGAGAAUCAACUAUUGCCGCUACCUUGCUCACUUCCGGGCCAUCCAUCGCGGUGCGCCCUUUGUCGAAAUGAGGGUGACCACCGUGCGGCGGCUGCUGCCGGAGUCCUGGGGAUUCCUGUGUCCCGUUCACACGCCUGAUGGCACGCCAUGUGGGCUGCUGAAUCACCUUACGUCAUCUUGCCUCAUCGCCACUGGUCAUGCGGAGGCGAUUGCCGAUGCGAACACCGCCAUAUGUGCAGUCCUAGCCGGCCUCGGCAUGGUACCAGCCCAGCCGAGAACGCUGAAGGCCAGCGUUCCCAAAUACUUGCCGGUCGUUGUGGACGGCCGCCUGGCUGGCCACGUGUUGACCAUUGUGGCCCCAAAGGUGGUGCAAAG
Molecule: messenger RNA, 1742 nt
Organism: Ostreobium quekettii
Lineage: Eukaryota; Viridiplantae; Chlorophyta; Ulvophyceae; Bryopsidales; Ostreobiaceae
Source: the annotation of a GenBank genome assembly